Messenger RNA from Artibeus jamaicensis (Jamaican fruit-eating bat), 3971 nucleotides. It is a transcript of the gene NIPAL2, whose product is annotated as NIPA like domain containing 2. Gene Ontology annotation, molecular function: magnesium ion transmembrane transporter activity. Gene Ontology annotation, biological process: magnesium ion transport. The transcript has 10 exons. NCBI's taxonomy places the organism in Eukaryota, Metazoa, Chordata, Mammalia, Chiroptera, Phyllostomidae. The record is from RefSeq and is a predicted model, not a curated record. Bases 257 to 1444 code for a protein of 395 amino acids. Gene Ontology annotation, cellular component: membrane.
UCCCCGCGGGCACCUGGCGCGGGAGGAGCGAGGCCGCGCGGCGCCGGGCGGGGCAGGGCGAGAGGCGCACCUGCGGCCGCGCGCGGGCGGGAGCCGGGUGGCCCGGGGCGCGGGUCCGGCCCCGGCGUCGAGCAGGAAGUGGCCGCGGCGGGGCCCGGGCGCGGCCUCGGCGGGGCGCGCCUCCUCCCGGAGCCUCGCGGAGCAUCCGGGCCGCGGGGCGGCCGAGCCGGAGCCCGAGCGCCGGGAGCGAGACCUAAUGGCGGCGCGGGCGCUCGGAGGCCCCGGGGACGCCGCCUCGGCCGCCCUGGACGGGCUGCCCCAGAACUUCACGUACGGGGCGCCGGGCGCCGGCAACGGCUCCCUGUCGCGCGAGUGGUACCGCAGGAACCAGAUUCACCUUUUUGGAGUUUUCCUGGCCAUUUUAGGAAACCUGGUAAUCAGCAUUUCCCUAAAUAUCCAGAAAUAUUCUUACCUUCGGCUGGCGCAGCAAGAACACCCAAGGCCGUUCUUCAAGAGCGCGCUGUGGUGGUGCGGGGUGGCGCUGACGGCCGUGGGGGAGACGGGGAACUUCGCAGCCUAUGGGUUUGCGCCUGUGACCCUCAUUGCUCCGCUGGGCUGCAUGUCCGUUACAGGUAGUGCCUUUAUUUCUGCUGUGUUUCUGAAAGAAAAUUUGAGAGCCUCUGAUUUACUAGGUAUGACAUUGGCAUUUGCAGGAUCAUAUUUAUUGGUGAACUUUGCUCCAAAUAGAACUCAGACAAUCUCUGCAAGAAUGAUACAGUGUUACUUCGUUGGGUGGCAGUUCCUGAUCUACGUGAUUUUAGAAAUAUUAAUUUUCUGCAUUCUCCUAUACUUCCAUAAGAGAAAAGGAAUGAAGCACAUUGUAAUUCUGCUAAGCCUGGUGGCACUUCUAGCCUCAUUGACUGUUAUCUCAGUAAAAGCUGUCUCAGGCAUGAUCACUUUUUCCGUGACGGAUAAAAUGCAACUAACUUAUCCCAUCUUCUAUGUAAUGUUUAUCAUCAUGAUAGCAUCUUGUGUUUUCCAAGUCAAGUUCUUAAAUCACGCCACAAGACUCUACAAUACAGCGACUGUGGUGCCAGUUAACCAUGUUUUCUUUACAACCAGUGCCAUCAUUGCAGGUGUUUGCUGUCAUUCCUUGGUGUGUUUUUGGUCACAAGAAAUCGAGAAAAGGAACAUCUGCCACAGUCUUACAUUGAUUUUGGAAAUAUUCCUGGGAAACAAAUGUUGGAUAAAAUACAACCAGAUUCCAACAGCUUAUCCUAUGGAACAGUGCCUGAUGGAAGUGACUCAACAAAGAGCCAAAGUGGAGAGAAGAAAGAGGCCUAGCAGGCCGAGAGGGAUGGCCCUGGGCCUGCUACUCGAUACCACCUUUUUAAAAAAUUGCACAUGUUCAGUUUGUGUCAGCAGCUAUUUAUCGCUGGCGUGAGCCAGCGUUAGUCCCAGUCCUGAGCCCUGCCUCCAUUUCUGUGGACACUCAGGCCUUCCUGAGCCUUGACAGUCUAAUGUUCUCGUGGAACGCAGCUCCAAGGGCUCCCCCACACCACGGGCCUCUCGCUAGUGAUCGUGUGACGGCUGCGUCUUAAUCAGAGCCUGGCUUCCCGAGGAUGAAUGCCACAGAAAAACGCACACCCACGACUUGGCCGUAGAACACAUGGGCUGCUUUCCCCAAAGGGCUGUGGUGGCAGUCGCUUUGCUUUAAAGAGACACUUGACCCCACAGCCUUACUCCUGAACAAAGGUUCCGGAGCAUCCCUUUUUUUAACUCUUAACUGCCACAUAACAUCUCACCAUCCUGUUCCUAAAUAAGAGCAGUGAGUCAUCUUUUUUGAAAACUAGCCCUACCUGUGGCUCCCCUUUAAAAACGAAGGGUGUCUUUAAAAUUAGAAUUUGUAAGUGGCAUCCUGUGACGGGGCAUACCAAAACUAAAAGACCUUGGCUGGUGGACUUUUUAAGCAAGGGAAAAUUUAAGAACCAGGGCCAAUUUUUAAAAAAAUAAAAAUACAGGAUGGUGGCAUUUCUUUAGCCAUGAGAUCCUAUUUACCUUCAUUGAAACUGAAGGGAAAACUUAAUAUUCUAUGCCUUCAUUUGUGUAGCUGUUAAAAUUUGUCAAGUGGGUUUAUAUGUUGUAACUCUUUUAACACGUCUCAAAAAUCAUAUUUAAAUUCUUGCUGAUAUUUUCACUAACACACUGUUGCUCCCCUAAGUCAUUAUUUCAAGCCUUAUAAAUUCAUCCACACAAAAGGGAUGAUUGGAGGGAACUGGAUUCCAGCCAUUUAAAUCUUAAACGAAGCCUCAGGCAGGUGGCCCAUCUGAGCCUAGAGAGGAAGUCCUGUGCUCCUGUACCCUGAAUGGCUUUUCUGUUGCGGUGAGUCACAAUCUGCUAAGAUAGCAUUUGCAUAAUCAUCCAUUACUUAUGCUCUAUCUAAUAUUUAAAUGAGGAGAAAAGAGUUAACCUUCACCGUAGCCAUAAGCAAUAAGCCCUGUGCUUAAGGACUUUGGAAAGCUUCAGGUCACUUCUGACCAGUCUGUACAGCAAGGUUCCAGCCAGUUGCCUUUGCAUUUGUGCAGGGUGUUUAACUCACACCCAAAGAGACUAUAAUCUUGAUUGUUGCAGGUCUUUCAGCUUUGUUCUUUGUCAUACCCUGCGCUCCUGAUCAGACCAACCAAACCUGGCCAUAGAGGCAGGAUUUGAAUCCAUCUCCAAUGUAUGCAUAACAACCUAGAGCCCAUGUCUGGCUUUUGAACUCCUGGUAAGAAUUCCUGCCAUUGUGGAAUGUGUUCCAUUAAUUCAAAUAAAACAGUCAUAAUUUAUGGCAUGUUUUUCUGAAUUGGUCCAACAUGUUGGCCCGGGAAGGCUCAGCUAAGAAAUGUAUCUGGUGUCUUAAAAUACAGAUUUCUGGUGACUCUUAAGACUGGUUCAAAGAUUGGGAAAAUAAUGAGACCGUAGAGUUUGACUUAAAGCAGGACUGUAUUUAUAGCUACAGCACAUGGUUUUGAGCUUUGGAGAAUUUUGCACAGACACAAGCACAAUACUGAUACUUUAGUGAUCACCCACACUUGUAUCUUUUUUAAGGGUUUUGAAAAAUAACAUUGACUUACACACCUUCAAGCCAUCUAGCAAUGCUUUAGAAGUUCAGGUAACAUAUUUCAGGCCGAAUGUUACUUUCCAUAUUGCCACUCCAAAAUAAGAUGAAAGGAAUUUCAGUUGUGCUGGACUGUAAAGAUUUUUUAAAUUACACAGUGCAUCACAACCACCAAAGCCAACCCAGCCCUUCUUUUGGCAUCAUGAAUGGGGGACCUUCAGCCAGCACUUGAGUCAUCUGACUGACUAUGUGUCUAGACCAAGGGUCUGCAAAACUUUUCCUUUAAAGACCCAAAGAGACAGUGUCUUGGGUUUGUGGGCCAUACAGUGUCGCAACUACCCCACUCUGCCUUUGUUGUGUGAAAGCAGCCACAGGCGACAUGUAAUAGGUGAGCCUGGCUGUGCCAGUAAAACCUUAUCUACAAAAACAGGUUGCCGGUCCGUGGGCUGUAGUCAGCAAACCCCUGGUUAGACUCCUCCGCCCUUGCUACGCAGCUUCUUUCUUGUUCCUCGGGCACUUGAGAGCUUAAAAAGCAACAGUUCUUGUUCGUGACAAACCAAGUACCGUGGCAGGAUCCUUUCACUUGCACAGGAUACAAAUGGUGCCACAACGUCAUUGCUGCUGCCAGAAUUUCUCUCUGAAAGGCAGUGGCUCUUUUGUGAGCACUACUGCCUGCCUGGAAGAGUCCCUCCAGCCCCACACUCCCACCAGUAACAGCUUCAGAAAACGGCUAGGAGUUACCUCUCAUGUAAUAGACUAAACAGAAGUCUUUACCAUCUGGCUGUUUUCAGCUUAAAUGUCUUCUUGCCUUAUAAUACUUUCGUUACUUUGAAUCACCUGGAAAAAAAUGCAAUAAAAAACUUCUCAAGCA